Molecule: messenger RNA, 517 nt
Organism: Lingula anatina
Lineage: Eukaryota; Metazoa; Brachiopoda; Lingulata; Lingulida; Lingulidae
Product: mitochondrial dynamics protein MIEF1-like
Biological process (GO): positive regulation of mitochondrial fission; mitochondrion organization
Cellular component (GO): mitochondrial outer membrane
Source: RefSeq, a predicted model, not a curated record
CACUACACGUUGGUCGUUGGAAAGAAUGGGUAACAGAUGGAGCCGCAGGCAGGAGCAAGCAUCAGGUUCUUAUGGUGCUUUUGGUCCUAUUGCCACAGGAGCCACAGUUGCAGCAACCCUUUACACAACCUGGAGGCUUUAUCAAACCUAUACAGAGAAAAAAGACCAAGAUAACAAUGAUAUCCCAAGACAAUCUCCCAAAAAGCAAAACAUUUCAUUCAGUAGUUCUGAUGACUCUGGGAUUGAGAAUACUGAAGAUGCUGCAAAAAGUGGCCAAGAUCAGUCACCUGGGGAUCUUUUGAGGUUAUAUUACAAAGAACAUGUAAGAAAGACAGAUUCAGAUAUGGAGAAAGCCAAAGUGGUGGUCAAAGAGGUAACUGACAUGUUUUACAGUUGUCUCAAGUUGCAGAAAGCUACAAGCCACGUACACUCAAUGAUACCCUUUGGAAGUGCCUAUGAAGAAGCAAAUGUCACAGAUGAUUUUGAUAUUCUCNACAGGAGACCUGGUCAGAAUUGA